CAGGCAUCCAACCUGGAGAACUCAAGUCGCAGCAGGAGUCCAACUGAAUGGAAGAAAAUAGCUUUUAAGCACCCCUUUGUUACUUACAGAAAGUCCAAGGAAGACAUCGUGAUAUUGUUCUGUUAGAAAUGGAGGGAAGUCCUUCCCCUGCCUCCCUCCCAAGGUUUCUGAGAUGUAGACCUGCACACCUCCCAGGACUCAAUGCUGAAGUUCUUACUGGCAUGACAGCAGGCUAGUGGCUCCCUUCCCUUUCACUCCCCUGGGCCACCUUCCCGUCAGUGCUGGGGUGUCCUUUGAGAUUGAGGAGAGGCCCCUUCUUCCCAGCCGCCCAUCCCUCCAUCAGCCUGGGUGAGAACUUUGUGGAACACAAGCCAACCAGGAGUUUGAAUAAAGAAUUCCACGAUGCCUCAAGGUCAUCUUUGUUCUCUGUGUCUUCUUAUACUUUAUUUGACAACUGGAUAUGGCCAAGAGAGCAAGUUUAGUGGACCCCUGAAACCCAUGACAUUUUCUAUUUUUGAAGGCCAAGAAUCAAGUCAAAUCAUAUUCCAGUUUAAGGUCAAUCCUCCUGCUGUGAAUUUUGCAUUAACUGGGGAGACAGACAACAUAUUUAAGAUAGAGCCAAAUGGACUUCUAUAUCUCACUAAAGCCCUGGACAGAGAAACAAGAUCUAUUCACAAUCUCCAGGUUGCAGCUCUGGAUGCUAAUGGAGCUAUAGUAGAAGGCCCUGUCCCCAUCACCAUAGAAGUGAAGGACAUCAACGACAACCGACCCAUGUUCCUCCAAUCCAAAUAUGAAAGCUCAGUAAGGCAGAACUCUCGCCCAGGAAAGCCCUUCAUGUACGUCAAUGCCACAGACCUGGAUGAUCCAGCCACUCCCAAUGGCCAGCUUUUUUAUGAAAUUGUCAUCCAGCUGCCCAAGAUCAACAAUGUCAUGUACUUUCAGAUCAACAACAAAACUGGGGCAAUCUCACUUACCCGAGAAGGAGCUCAGGAAUUGGAUCCUAUUAAGAACCCUUCCUACAGUCUGGUGGUCUCAGUGAAGGACAUGGGAGGCGAGAAUGAGAAUUCCUUCAGUGACACCACAUCGGUGCAUAUUAUGGUGACGGAGAAUAUUUGGAAAGCACCAGGACCUGUGGAGAUAGUAGAAAACUCAACGGAGCCUCACCCCAUCAAAGUCACUCAGGUGCGGUGGAAUGAUCUUGGUGCACGUUAUUCCCUAGUGGACAAAGAGAAGCUGCCAAGAUUUCCAUUUUCGAUUGACCAGGAAGGAGACAUUUAUGUGACUCAACCCUUGGACCGGGAAGAAAAGGAUUCAUAUAAUUUUUAUGCAGUUGCAAAGGAUGAACAAGGACAACUACUUGCAAAGCCUCUGGAGAUUCAUGUAAAAGUUAAAGACAUUAAUGAUAAUCCACCUACAUGUCCAUCUGCAGUGACUGUAUUUGAGGUCCAGGAGAAAGAACCGCUGGGAAACAGUAUCGGGAGUUUUACUGCCUAUGACAAGGAUGAAAAAAAUACUGCCAAUAGUAUUUUAUUCCACAGAAUUGUGGAGCAAACUCCUCACAUUCCUGAGGAUGGACUCUUCUUGGUCGAAGCCUACACAGGAAAGUUCCAAUUAGCUAAGAGAUCCUUGAAAAAGCAAGAUACUUCUCAGUACAACUUAACAGUAGAGGUGUACGACAAAGAUUUCCACACCUUCUGUGCUGUGCAAAUCAACGUUAUUGAUAUCAAUGAUCAGAUCCCCAUCUUUGAAAAAUCAGAUUAUGGAAACCUGACCAUUCCUGAAGACACAAACAUUGGGUCCACCAUCUUAACCAUCCAGGCCACUGAUAACGAUGAGCCGCUUACUGGGAGUUCUAAAAUCCUGUACCGCAUCACAGAGGGAGACAACGAGGGACGACUGGGGGUUGACACAGAUCCCCACACCAAUGCUGGAUAUGUCAUAGUCAAAAGGCCUCUUGAUUUUGAAACAGCAGCUGUUUCCAAUAUUGUGUUCAAAGCAGAAAAUCCUGAGCCUCUAGUUUUUGGUGUAACAUACAACGCAAGCUCCUAUGCCAAGUUCAAGCUUAUUGUGACAGAUGUGAAUGAAGCACCCAUAUUUUCCCAACAUGUAUUCCAAGCAAGAGUGAGUGAGGCUGUGACUAUAGGCACAAAAGUGGGCAACGUAACUGCCAAGGAUCCAGAAGGUCUGGACAUCAGGUAUUCACUGAGAGGUGACAGGAGAGGUUGGCUUAAAAUUGACCCUGUCACUGGUGAGAUCUUCAGCACAGCUCCGCUGGACAGGGAAGCUGAGAAUGUGUAUCAGGUACAAGUGGUGGCCACUGAAGUAGGUGGGUCCUCCUUGAGCUCCAUGUCGCAUUUCCACCUGACCCUCACGGAUGUGAAUGACAACCCCCCGCGGCUAGUCAAGGAGUACACGGGCUUGUUCUUCUGCUACCCCCUCAGUGCACCUGGAAGCCUCAUUUUCGAGGCCACUGAUGAUGACUGGCAGUUUCCUCGGGGUCCCCAGUUUACAUUUUCCCUCGGCAGUGAAAGCUUACAAAAAGACUGGGAAGUGUCCAAAAUCAAUGGUACUCACGCCAGUCUCUCCACCAAGCACACAAGCUUUGAGGAGAGCAUUUACGAAGUCCCUAUCCGCAUCAAUGAUGGGGGUCGGCCACCCUUGGAAGGCAUCGUCUCUUUACCAGUUACUGUCUGCAGGUGUGUGGAGGAAAGGUGUUUCCAGCCAGCAGAUCGUCAGCCUGGGAUGCCCACUGUGGGCAUGGCGGUCGGUAUACUGCUGACCACGUUUCUGGUCAUUGGUAUAAUCUUAGCAGCUGUGUUUAUCCGCAUCAAGAAGGAUAAAGGCAAAGAUAAUGUUCAAAGUGCUCAGACAUCUGAAGUUGAACCUCUGAGAAGCUGAGUUUGAAAAGGAAUGUUUGAGUUUAUAUACCAAGUGCUGUUUCAAUAACAAUUGUCAAAUCCUAAGAUAUUACUUUCAUCCAACAUACGCCUUAUAACUUUUUACAGAUAUUUCCUCUUGCCCUUUAAUAUUUGUAUUUUACUACUCUUAGAUAGUUCAUGUGCUACCGACCUUAGAGAUAUUUUUCAUUUUCCCACAACAUUUUUUCCUCUCUGUAAAAGCCUUACCAAAAAUAUAUGUGUUUUCUCCCUUUGGGAAAAGAUGGGCUGAUUAAGUAUUCUGUAUACUUUUUUCCUAUCAUCAAGGAGAGAUCGGCUGUCUACCACAGAACUUCCUGGAUUCCAUUUGUGCUUUUUCUGCUCUUAUCCUGUGUCCCUUCAUCCAUGCCUCCCUUGGUAGUUCACUGAAUUUAGAACAUUUCUCAGAGAAGAGAACAAAGUGGAGUGUCAGGGGGAAAAAAAGAACAGCCUUGUCCUUUACUAUGAACAGACAUGCUUCUGUGUUACUAACCUUUAACUCCAGAAUGGCACAGACCUCCAGAAGGUAUUCAGACACAGCCGCCUGUUUCCACACAGGGCUCCUUCAGAAGCCUUGGUGCAGGAAGCAACCAGCUGACUGGGCUCACUCACCACCUACCAUGCUUACAUGCCGCGCAUGUUUUAUUUGUAUAUUAAUAAAGUUUUGGUUAUUAUAUAUUUAAUGUAUGAAGGAAAAUAAGCAUGAAAGAAGUAGAGACCAAAAUUCAAGAAUAAAUAUUGGCUGUUUUUGUUUCACUAAUCUCUUUGCUUCCUGGUUCUUUGCAUUUGUGGAGAGGAAGAACAAUGGUUACUGAAUGUUUAUCAAAAUUGCCUCCUGUGUAGCAUUAACCCAAGAAUAGAAGUGUACAAUAAGAUAUAGUGGGCCGAGGUGUUCUAUGUAGGUACAUCAGGAAUUUUAAAAAUUUAAAUAUGAAACAUUACAGUCUCCUUAGAUAUUUUAACCAGGAGCAAGAACUCCGCUGGGGAAGGAUGCUCAUAUAACAACUGCUAAAGUGGGCCAUGAGGUUGUGGUUUCAUAAAUAAUUUUUUUGUGAUGCUCUAUUGUCUUUUUGAAAGAAAAAAGUCAAUCAAAAUACCAGUUUUUUAGACCUCAGUAUUGUUUCUUGUAGAGUGUUAGACUGUGCUUCAAACCACGUCACCUGUUGUUUCACCUGGGGCUCAUCAGGAGCUCCACAGUGGGGAAGGUUCUCUCCUGUCCCACCUUACAUUAAAAAACCAAACCAAAAACAUCCAAAAGCAAAUUGACUUGACUAUACUCCAAACUGAGAAAUAGCACAGCUGUAAAAGCAGCUCUUUAGGUAUUUUACUUGUAAAUUUUUACCAAAGUGACAUGAUAUUCAGGUCACUUCAAAUUGCAUUAUUAUUUGCUCUUCUCAUUUUGUGGAAAUCUUAUCUUUACUAAAAAACUGAGGCAGUCCUGCUGAGGCAGACUGAGGGGGUCUCUCCUGCUUCAAUCCAUGUUAUCCUCUCUGGACCAACUGGUGUCACCUGAAAGUAUACUGUUCACACAGAAUUUUCAUUAA
Messenger RNA from Nycticebus coucang (slow loris), 4459 nucleotides. RefSeq names its product cadherin 17 (gene CDH17). Gene Ontology annotation, biological process: calcium-dependent cell-cell adhesion; homophilic cell-cell adhesion; cell morphogenesis. The record is from RefSeq and is a predicted model, not a curated record. Gene Ontology annotation, molecular function: cadherin binding; calcium ion binding. Lineage: Eukaryota; Metazoa; Chordata; Mammalia; Primates; Lorisidae. Gene Ontology annotation, cellular component: adherens junction; catenin complex; plasma membrane. The transcript has 19 exons. Bases 403 to 2898 code for a protein of 831 amino acids.